This is a messenger RNA of Leptidea sinapis, 886 nucleotides long. RefSeq lists its product as uncharacterized. The transcript is spliced from 4 exons. Lineage: Eukaryota; Metazoa; Arthropoda; Insecta; Lepidoptera; Pieridae. The coding region runs from base 211 to 780 and encodes 189 amino acids. The record is from RefSeq and is a predicted model, not a curated record.
ACGCUUACGAUGGUAUCGCGUCUACACUUAUGAUUAUAGUCAACUGUUUAUAUCAGUGACAGAGAACCGACGCGAUAAAGGAGACGUACAUGAACUGAACGAAAACCGUGUUCGUGUGCGAAUAAUGACGUGAUUGUAUCGCACUUUAUAUUAACAUCGUUGAACAUCAGUGCGAAUGAUUGAUUUAUCGGAAGAAGAGUUUGGUUCAAGAUGGGUGUGCCGAUGGUGAAGAACUGUUGCUGUAUCGCCAGCUUACACACGGGUACACUUAUUAUUGGAUACGUGUAUACGGUAUGGGCGCUCCUGGAGCUGGCGGGCUACAGCCUUCUGGUAACGUUCGCACCGAUCAGCUCGCCGGAGGGCGGGCGUGUGUCAGCCCACCGCCGCGUGCUGUACAUCGCCGCCGCGCUCGUCAGCGGGUUACAUCUGCUGUGCUCCCUCGUGCUUAUCUUCGCUGCAUAUAAGAAGCUAGCGUCCCUGACGCUCCCGUGGACGAUCGUGACCGGCAUCAUGACCGCGCUGUUCUUCGUGAUGUGUCUCACUGGUAUCAGCCUCAUCCUGCAGGACUCCGGCGAGAUGUUGGAGAUAGAAUCUGUCGUUAUUGCGGUACAUCUCGCACGAGCUUGUAUAUCAGUGUAUUGCAUUAUAGUGGUUCAUAGUCGUCACAAGCAGAUCAUGUUCGAGGAAGACGAAGUGAGGUUCCAGCGCUCGGGCAGGCUGUACCGGCCGGUCCAAACGACCGAGCCCACUCCACUACCUGCUGGUCUUACCCGUGCCUAGUCACCGAUAAUUAUUCUAUCCUUCUAAUUUUACAUAAUAUUAAGUUAACUUUAAGUGGAUAUAUAAAUUAAGUUAUUGGAGCUAUUAAAUUACAAUGUUAUAUAAA